CGGCAGGCGCGGGCCGGGCCGAGGGGAGCGCACCGCCCAGGCAGCGGCCGGCCGCCCGGGUCUACGCGGCGCAGCGCCGAGCCCGCCCCAGGCCGGCAGCCCCCGCCCCGCGCCGGGCCCGCCCCUGCUUCCCACGGGCCGCCCGGCCCAGCCCCGCGCCGGAGCCACCUGGAGCCGCCUUCGCCGCCGCAGGUUGAUGCGCGGCGCCCUCCCGGGACGCGCGGAGGAGCCAUCUUGAAAGCAACUUCGCCAACUUUUCCGAAGUGCUCUGGAAGUGGAAGCUGCGGGGGAGAGCGGGCGCGCGGGCCCAGGUGACCCCGCCAGGGGUCCCCAGAAGGCCGGGGCGGCGGGGCGCGGGGCGCUCCGAGGGGCCGGCGGCGGGCGCGCGGGAGCCGCCCCCGGGCCGCGCCGGGUGGAUGCGGAGCCGCGCCGGGUGUAUGGAUUGUGCUCGGGCGCCGCGCGCGGGCUCCGGGCCAUGGCGCCGCCGCCCGUCCUGCCCGCGCUGCUGCUCCUGGUCGCCGCGGCCGCCCUGCCCGAGCUGGGGCCCCGAGCGGCCGCCUGGGAGCUGCGCGACCCCGGCGGGGCUCGCGCCUUCGCCCCGGGGCUCGGCUGGAGCUACGCUCUGGACGCGGCCCGCACGUCCCUGGUGUUGCGGGAGCAGCCGGCCGUGAGCCGGGCCGGGCGGCGGCGCAAUCCGGCCGCGGGGCCCCGGGGCUGCGCGCGCCUGGGGGGGCGCCCGGUGCCGCUGCCCGCCCGCCUAGUUGCGCGCGGCGCCCCGACGGCGCUGAGCCUCAAGCUGCGGGCGCGCGCGCACGGCGCCAGCUGCGGUACCCGGGCCCUGCGCCGGGCAGCCCCCGGCGCGGAGCUGCGCGCGCGGGCCAUGAUCCGGGCGCCCGGGCCAGGCUGGGCGCUCUGCUUCCCGGAACCCCGCGGCGGGGCUAUGCGGCUCUCAGCGCUCGCCAUCCUGCCUGCUUUCCCCGCCUGCCGCUGCCCGCCGCGCCCGGGGCCCGGCUGCCCGCGCCGCCCCGCCUGCCUGCGCCUUUUCUGCUCCCUUCGGCGCGCGGCUGGCGUCGUCCCCGCGGACUUGUCUCUCGAGGAGGCCGCGGGGACGCCUGGGGCAGCGCGGCGGGCCCGACGGGGCGCGGGCGACAGCACCAGCCCGCAGUUCCCGCUGCCCAGCUACCAGGUUUCGGUGCCCGAGAACGAGCCGGCGGGCACGGCGGUCAUCGAGCUGCAUGCGCACGACCCCGAUGAGGGCGAGGCAGGGCGCCUGAGCUACCAGAUGGAGGCCUUGUUCGACGAGCGUUCCAACGGCUACUUCCUCAUCGACGCCGCCACAGGCGCCGUGAACACGACCCGCGCCCUGGACCGCGAGACCAAGGACACGCAUGUGCUCAAGGUGAGCGCCGUGGACCACGGCUCGCCGCGGCGCUCGGCCGCCACCUACCUCACGGUCACGGUCAGCGACACCAACGACCACAGCCCGGUCUUUGAGCAGUCGGAGUACCGCGAGCGCGUGCGCGAGAACCUGGAGGUGGGUUACGAGGUGCUGACCAUCCGCGCCACCGACGGCGACGCGCCCUCCAACGCCAACAUGCGCUACCGCCUGCUGGGGGGCGCUGGCGGCGUCUUUGAGAUAGACUCGCGCUCGGGCGUGGUGCGCACGCGGGCCCCGGUGGACCGGGAGGAAGCGGCGGCCUACCAGCUGCUGGUGGAGGCCAACGACCAGGGCCGCAACCCGGGUCCGCUCAGUGCUACGGCCACCGUGCACAUCGCGGUGGAGGACGAGAAUGACAACUACCCUCAGUUCAGCGAGAAGCGCUACGUGGUCCAGGUGCCCGAGGACGUGGCGGUCAACACGCCCGUGCUGCAUGUGCAGGCCACUGACCGGGAUCAGGGCCAGAACGCGGCCAUCCACUACAGCAUCGUCAGCGGGAACCUCAAGGGCCAGUUCUACCUGCACUCGCUCAGCGGGAGCCUGGACGUGAUCAACCCGCUGGACUUCGAGGCCAUCCGCGAGUACACCCUGCGCAUCAAGGCCCAGGACGGGGGCCGGCCCCCGCUCAUCAACUCCUCUGGGCUGGUGUCUGUGCAGGUGCUGGACAUCAACGACAACGCACCCAUCUUUGUGAGCAGCCCCUUCCAGGCUGCCGUGCUGGAGAACGUGCCCCUGGGCCACUCGGUGCUGCACAUCCAGGCAGUGGAUGCGGAUGCUGGGGAGAAUGCCCGUCUGCGCUAUCGCCUGGUGGACACAGCCACGGCUGCCUUGGGGGGCGGGGGCGCUGGGCCCGAGGUCCCCUCCGUGGCCCCAGACUUCCCCUUCCAGAUACACAACAGCACGGGCUGGAUCACGGUGCGUGCCGAGCUGGACCGCGAGGAGGUGGAACACUACAGCUUCGGGGUAGAGGCUUUGGACCAUGGUUCCCCGCCCAUGAGCUCCUCGGCCAGCGUGUCCAUCAUGGUGCUGGACGUGAACGACAACGACCCAGUGUUCACGCAGCCGGUGUACGAGCUGCGUCUGAACGAGGACGCUGCGGUGGGGAGCAGCGUGCUGACCCUGCAGGCCCGCGACCGCGACGCCAACAGUGUCAUCACCUACCAGCUCACUGGCGGCAACACCCGGAACCGCUUUGCGCUCAGCAGCCAGAGCGGCGGCGGCCUCAUCACCCUCGCCCUCCCGCUGGACUACAAGCAGGAGCGGCAGUACGUGCUGGCGGUGACGGCGUCCGAUGGCACCCGCUCGCACACCGCACAGGUCUUCAUCAACGUCACCGACGCUAACACCCACCGGCCCGUCUUCCAGAGCUCCCACUACACAGUGAGUGUCAGUGAGGACCGGCCCGCGGGCACCUCCAUCGCCACCAUCAGUGCCACGGACGAGGACACGGGAGAGAACGCCCGCAUCACCUACCUGCUGGAGGACCCCGUGCUGCAGUUCCGCAUCCACCCGGACACCGGCACCAUCUACACCGUGACCGAGCUGGACUACGAGGACCAGGCCGCCUACACGCUGGCCAUCACGGCCAGGGACAACGGCAUCCCGCGGAAGUCCGACACCACCUCCCUGGAGAUCCUCAUCCUUGAUGCCAACGACAAUGCUCCCCGCUUCCUGCGCGAUUUCUACCAGGGCUCAGUCUUCGAGGACGCCCCGCCGUCCACCAGCGUCCUCCAGGUCUCCGCCACGGACCGCGACUCUGGCCCCAACGGCCGUCUGCUGUACACCUUCCAGGGUGGGGAUGAUGGCGACGGGGACUUCUAUAUCGAGCCCACGUCCGGCGUGAUCCGCACCCAGCGUCGGCUAGACCGGGAGAACGUGGCCAUGUACAACCUCCGGGCCCUGGCUGUGGACCGGGGCAGCCCGGCGCCCCUCAGUGCCUCAGUGGAAGUCCAGGUGGCCGUCCUGGACAUUAACGACAACCCCCCGGUGUUUGAGAGGGACGAGCUGGAGCUGCUAGUGGAGGAGAACAGCCCCGUGGGGUCUGUGGUGGCCAGGAUCCGUGCCCACGACCCCGACGAAGGCCCCAAUGCCCAGAUCAUGUAUCAGAUCGUGGAGGGCAACGUGCCGGAGGUCUUCCAGCUGGACCUGCUGAGCGGGGACCUGCGCGCCCUGGUGGAGCUGGACUUUGAGGUGCAGCGGGAGUACGUGCUUGUGGUGCAGGCCACGUCGGCGCCCCUGGUGAGCCGGGCCACCGUGCGUGUCCGCCUGCUGGACCAGAACGACAACCCUCCGGUGCUGCCCGACUUCCAGAUCCUCUUCAACAACUACGUCACCAACAAGUCCAACAGCUUCCCCAGUGGCGUCAUCGGCCGCAUUCCGGCCCAUGACCCCGACCUCUCGGACAGCCUCAGCUACGCCUUCCUGCAGGGCAACGAGCUCCGGCUGCUGCUGCUCGACCCCGCCACAGGCGAGCUGCAGCUCAGCCGCGACCUGGACAACAACCGGCCGCUGGAGGCGCUCAUGGAGGUGUCGGUGACCGACGGCCUCCACAGCGUCACGGCCCUGUGCACCCUGCGCGUCGCCAUCAUCACGGACGACAUGCUGACCAACAGCAUCACGGUCCGCCUGGAGAACAUGUCGCAGGAGAAGUUCCUGUCGCCGCUGCUGGCCCUCUUCGUGGAGGGCGUGGCCACCGUGCUGUCCACCCCCGAGGACCACAUCUUCGUCUUCAACAUCCAGAACGACACGGACGUCCGCGCCAACAUCCUGAACGUCACCCUCUCCGCCCUGCUGCGCGGCGGCACCCGCGACCAGUUCCUGCCCUCGGAGGACCUGCAGGAGCGCAUCUACCUGAACCGGACGCUGCUGACCACCAUCUCGGCCCAGCGCGUGCUGCCCUUCGACGACAACAUCUGCCUGCGCGAGCCCUGCGAGAACUACAUGAAGUGCGUCUCCGUGCUCAAGUUCGACAGCUCGGCGCCCUUCGUCAGCUCCACCACCGUGCUCUUCCGGCCCAUCCACCCCAUCAGCGGCCUGCGCUGCCGCUGCCCGCCGGGCUUCACCGGCGACUACUGCGAGACCGAGAUUGACCUCUGCUACUCCAGCCCCUGCGGCGCCAACGGCCGGUGCCGCAGCCGCGAGGGGGGCUACACCUGCGAGUGCUUCGAGGGCUACACGGGAGAGCACUGCGAGGUGAGCGCGCGCUCCGGCCGCUGCGCCAACGGCGUGUGCAAAAACGGAGGCACCUGCGUGAACCUGCUCGUCGGGGGCUUCCGCUGCGUGUGCCCCGCCGGCGAGUUCGAGAGGCCCUACUGCGAGGCGACCGCCCGGAGCUUCCCGCCGCGCUCCUUCGUCACCUUCCGCGGCCUGCGGCAGCGCUUCCGCUUCACCGUCGCCCUCACGUUCGCCACUCAGGACAGGAAUGCUCUGCUGCUCUACAAUGGCCGCUUCAACGAGAAGCAUGACUUCAUCGCCCUGGAGAUCGUGGACGAGCAGGUGCAGCUCACCUUCUCUGCAGGUGAGACCACAACCACGGUGACGCCGCAGGUUCCCGGCGGAGUGAGCGACGGGAAGUGGCACCUGGUGCAGGUGCAGUACUACAAUAAGCCCAACAUCGGCCGCCUGGGCCUGCCCCACGGCCCGUCUGGAGAGAAGGUGGCCGUGGUGACCGUGGACGACUGUGACACAGCUGUGGCCGUGCGCUUUGGGAGCUACAUCGGGAACUACAGCUGUGCCGCCCAGGGGACGCAGAGCGGCUCCAAAAAGUCCCUGGAUCUGACGGGCCCCCUUCUCCUGGGCGGGGUUCCCAACCUGCCCGAAGACUUCCCGGUGCACAACAGGCAGUUCGUGGGCUGUAUGCGGAACCUCUCCAUCGACGGCAAACUCAUGGAUAUGGCCGGCUUCAUCGCCAACAACGGCACCAGGGCAGGCUGCGCCGCCCAGAGGAACUUCUGUGCCGGCGUCGUGUGCCAGAACGGGGGCACUUGCGUCAACAAGUGGAACACGUAUCUCUGCAGGUGCCCACUGCGGUUUGGCGGGAAGAUCUGCGAACAAGCCAUGCCCCACCCCCAGCGCUUCGGCGGGGAGAGCCUCGUGUCCUGGAGCGACCUGGCCGUCACCAUCUCCGUGCCCUGGUACCUGGGCCUCAUGUUCCGGACCCGGAAGGAGGGUGGCGUGCUGCUGGAGGCCACCGCGGGCUCGGACUCCCGCCUCCACCUCCAGAUCCUGGACAGCCACGUCCAGUUCACGGUGUCCCACGGCCCCUCGGACAUGGCCUCCAUGACGCUGUCCGGGUCGCGGGUGGCCGACGGGGAGUGGCACCACCUGCUGGUCGAGCUGAAAAGCGCUAAAGAGGGCAAGGACGUUACGUACCUGGCCGUCAUGACUUUGGACUAUGGGGUGGACCAGAACAUGGUGCAGAUCGGGAACCAGCUUCCUGGGCUGAAGAUGAGAAGCGUCGUCGUCGGGGGCGCCUCUGCAGACAGGGCGUCUGUGCAGCAAGGGUUCCGGGGCUGUGUGCAGGGCGUGAGGAUGGGGGAGACGUCCACCAACGUCGCCGCCCUGAACAUGAACGACGCCCUCAAGGUCAGGGUGCAGGACGGCUGCGAAAUCGAGGACCCGUGCGCCUCGAGCCCCUGCCCGCAGCACAGCCUGUGCCGCGACACCUGGGACGGCUUCUCCUGCGUCUGUGACCGAGGGUUCUUUGGCCAGAAGUGUGUGGACGCAUGCCAGCUGAACCCCUGCGAGCACAUGGCAGCCUGCGUGCGCGCGCCCAGCUCUGCCCGGGGCUACGCCUGUGAGUGUGGGCCCAGCCACCACGGGCCGUACUGCGAGAACAAGAUUGACCUCCCGUGCCCCAAAGGCUGGUGGGGGCACCCCGUCUGCGGGCCGUGCCACUGCGCCGUCAGCAAGGGUUUCGAUCCCGACUGCAACAAGACCAGCGGCCAGUGCCGGUGCAAGGAGAACCACUACCGGCCCCCGGAGCAGGACGCGUGCCUGCCCUGCGCCUGCUUCCCGCAGGGCGCCCACAGCCGCUCCUGCCACCCCGAGACCGGGCAGUGCGCCUGCCGGCCCGGCGUCCUUGGCCGCCAGUGCAACCGCUGUGACAGCCCCUUCGCCGAGGUCACCGCGCUGGGCUGUGAAGACAUCCGACUCACCACGUGGCAGCACGAAGCGCCACAUCGGGUCAACGAGCUCCCGGGAGGUGUAGGGUCGGAGCAGCCACGGCCCCCGGGCCCCCUGGCCCACACCCCGCUGCUGCUUGUCUCCCCGCCCCAGAAUUCCCACCUUCCUCCUCCCCAGAGCCCGGGGGCUCACAGACUCCAGGACGGCAGUGUCCCUCCACCCGCCACCUGCCCCCCUCAGGCUCGCCAGGCCGGUGUCCCCACCCUUGGUCCCCCUGGGGGACUGGCCAGCCCUUUCCGCCCAGUGUGGCGACCCUCCCCGGGACAGCUGCGACAGAGCUCAGUUGGGGGGCUGGUCCCCAAGCAAGUGGAGCUGGCAGGGGCGCCUUGUAGCCGGCUCAGUGUGGGACAGCGGGGGCCCCCACACCCGGGGCCGCGGGGUGCGCUGGUGGCUGCGCUGAGCUGCGGCCUUCAGUGUGGAACGUUCCCACCCCAAGGCGGAGAGCGGGAGCCCCCCACCCCUGCCCCGGCACCUGACCCUGGCACAGCCCCUCCUCUCCUUGGCAACCCUGUUUCCAUCAGAUGCUUCCAGAAGGGGACUUGGGGGGCUCUGGGGUGCCGGCCCCUGCCCUCACACUCCAGGUCUGUUGCAGAAGGCCCUGUGGGGAGACCGGCCAGCCAGAGGGCUUCCCCGCAGACGGAGCGCCCAGGGCCCGGGGUUGAGGCGGAGACCCCCGUCGGACGGCAGCGGCGACACCCUGGUGACCCCGGACAGUCCGCUGUGGCACUAGUCCUCAUCUACCGGACCCUCGGGCAGCUGCUGCCCGAGAACUACGACCCCGAUCGGCGCAGCCUCAGGUUGCCCAGCUGGCCAGUCAUCAACACGGCAGUGGUGAGCGCGGCGGUGUACAGUGAGGGGGUCCCUCUCCUGAGCCCCCUGGGGAGGCCCGUCCUGGUGGAGUCGGCCCUGCUGGAGACCGAGGAGCGCACCAAGCCCGUCUGCGUGUUCUGGAACCAUUCCUUCAGUCCCGGUGGGCCCGGGGGGUGGUCGGCCAAGGGUUGCGAGCUGCUGUGGAGGAGCCGGAGCCGCGUCGCCUGCCAGUGCGGCCGCGUGGCCAGCUUCGCCGUGCUCAUGGACGUCUCCAGACGCGAGCACGGGGACGUCCUGCCCCUGAAGCUCGUCACCUACACCGCCGUGGCCCUGUCCCUGGCGGCCCUGCUGGUGGCCUUUGUUCUCCUGGCUCUGGUCCGCGCCCUGCGCUCCAACCUGCACAGCAUCCACAGGAGCCUCGUCGUGGCACUUUUCUUCUCCCAGCUGGUCUUUGUGGUCGGCAUCAACAGGACGGAAAACCCGUUCCUGUGCACGGUCAUCGCCAUUGCCCUGCACUACGUCUACCUGAGCGCCUUCGCCUGGGCCUUCGUGGAGAGCCUGCACGUCCACCGCAUGCUGACAGAGGUGCGCAACAUCGACUCGGGCCCCAUGAGGUUCUACUACGUCGUGGGCUGGGGCCUCCCGGCCGUCAUCACAGGACUCGCGGUGGGCCUGGACCCCCAGGGCUACGGGAACCCUGACUUCUGCUGGCUGUCCCUUCGCGACACCUUGAUCUGGAGCCUUGCGGGGCCUGUCGGGACGGUCAUCAUUGUCAAUACCGUUAUUUUUAUCCUGUCUGCAAAGGUUUCCUGCCAAAGAAAACACCACUAUUAUGAAAGAAAGCGGGUUGUGGCCCUGCUGAGGACCUCCUUCCUGCUGCUGCUGCUGGUGGGUGCCACCUGGCUGCUGGGGCUGCUGGCCGUCAACAGCGACACGCUGGCCUUCCACUACCUCUUCGCUGUCCUCAGCUGCCUGCAGGGCCUCUCCGUCCUCUUGUUCCACUGCGUGCUGAACCGGGACGUCCGGAAGCAUCUGAAGGGGGUGCUGGCUGGGAAGAAGCUGCACCCAGACGACUCGGCCACCACAAGGGCCACGCUGCUGACGCGCUCCCUCAACUGCAACAACACGUACAACGAGGAACCUGACUUGUACCGCACGGGCUUGGGCGAGUCCACCGCCUCGCUGGACAGCACCGAGAGGGACGAAGGGGCCCAGAAGCUCGGCCUGCCCUCUGGGCCGGCGCGGGACGGCCACGGGGAGCUGGAUGCGUCCUUCGCGCGCAGGAGCUCCGAGAAGGCCCGCGGCCACGACUCAGAUUCGGACAGCGAGCUGUCGCUGGAUGAGCAGAGCAGCUCCUACGCAUCUUCACGCUCGUCAGACAGCGAGGACGAUGGGACGGCAGCCAAGGACAAGUGGGACCCAGCCUCGGCUCAGGCCCACGCCCGCGGCCCCGUCCACAGCACCCCCAAAGUGGACACUGGGGCCAACCACAUUGGGUCCAGCUGGCCAGACGGGAGCUUGGCUGGCAGUGACCACGAGGGGCCCGGCGAGAAGCCCCGGCUGAAGGUGGAGACCAGAGUCAGCGUGGAGCUGCACCAGGAGGGCCAGGGCAGCCACCACGGCGACUGCAACGCCGACCGCGAGGGCCAAGGCCGAGCUCCGCCUGUGGCCGUGCCCAGCAGCCAGCCCCCGGAGCAGAGGAAAGGGAUCCUGAAGAACAGGGUGGUCUACCCGCCGCCGCUGACCGAGAAGGGCCUGAGGAGCCGGCUGCGGGAGAAGCUGGCAGACCGCGAGCAGAGCCCUGGCUCCUCGCGGACGUCCUCCCUGGGCUCUGGAGACGGGGCCCGCGCCCCCAUGGACUGUGGCAUCACUGUCAAGAACCCACCACGGGAACCGGGGUGUGCGCCCCUCAAUGGGGUGGCCAUGAGUGUGCGGACGGGGAGCGCCCACGAUGGCUCUGACUCUGAAGGCAGUAACGAAACUUCAAUUUGAACCAUCAGGAAACAGUGAGGGUCACCACCUCCACAAAGGCCACCGCACCCAUCCGCAGACCUCGGAGCUCAGGUGCCACUGCCCUGGGUGCGGCUCCCCAGGGCUUGGGACCCGUCAGACCCUGUGACAAGUGCCAAAGCCCGCUGGCACACGGAGACCUGGCCUUGGGCAGGCCCAGCUUUGUCCUCAGACUGCAGAAGGAGCCAAAGUCGUGCUGCAGCCCAGGCAUGAGAGGGCUCGGAGCCAGAGGGGCAGGGCGUGAGCUGGCCUUGCAGGAUGGGGACACCAGCCGGCCAGCAGCUCGCCACAGUUCAGGGACGCAGCGCGGGGAGAGGUGAGGGCCCGACUGCCGAGCAGGCAUCUCUGCAGAACAGGCCUGUGGCCACAGCCUCGAUAACCUCUGCAAAGGCACCGCUUGUCUCAAAGCAGAUUACCUGCUAUGUCGAGAAAGGCAGAGAUAUUUUUAUACGUUUUUGUGGGACCCUGAGAAAGUGAAACCUGUGUAGAGCUUACAUUUGGACACUUCGUUGAUAAGGAGAGAUCUCUGGGAUGUCCAGUCACUAUUUUUAUAGGUGAGCGAUUGCACCGUCAUACUUGAACCCGGCGAGCAUCGAUGUAACUGAUACCCAGCAACUCCACAGUGUGAAGUGCAUCGGGGGUGAGGUUUAGAACAAAGUCAUCCCACAGAAGUUCCUGCUGCUGACCUGGGCAAGGAACUGGGCACCCUGGGCGUUGGCCUGGCCUCCUGAGUUCACACCAAGUUUGUUUUUUAGCCUCUUCAUCCCUGAGCGUUGUGGCUGGCAGGUUCUCCGUGGAGCCCUGUGGCACUGAGGCCGGGACGCAGAGUUGGGUGCCUGUGACUCAGAUGCUGGUCCUUCCCCUACUGGGCAGCCCCCCAGCCCACGGGGCCUCCCGGAGCCCUUCCCAGCCAGUGUGAACUGCGGGUGGAGUUCCUGGGUCCCCAGCACCCGUGCUCAGCAGGAUUUUAAAGUAGUCACAUGUUCACGACUCAGCCAGUAGCCUGCAGCCUUCCGUGACGCCUCGCUCCUUCCUCCAAUUUCUAGUUCUUUCCGACCCUCAGGCUCCCCAGGCAGCCUGAAGUCCCGAGUCUUGGCAGUUACUGCAUUUUGCUUCACAUGGCCCACUGUGGAAAGGGACCAAGUCACAGCCGCGCUUUUCAGUGGUUACCAAACUGUUUGGAAGCUCAUAACAAGGCCCAGCUGUGACGCUCCCACAGCAGGCAGCUGGCACAGCGUGGCCUGAGGGGUUGUGGGACGGGGCCUGGAAUUAACAUUUUAUUUCAGGGUUUCAUCUGUUCUGCAAACAAGCUGUCCAGAUAAAUAGGACAGCCGUUUCCCGGGUGAGAAACCAGAGACUAGAAAAAUUAAGUAAAUACUUUUGUACUGUGCAAAUUUUACAUCUAAUUGUUGAAAAUGCAAGCAAAUGACUAAAAAAAGAGGGAAAACAUACCUGCAAUGGUCUGUGGCCACACACUUAACCUGAAAAUGGGUUGAGCUCCGAGUCCUCGUGCUGAAUGAGCCAUGUGCCUUGGCAGACGAGUAGCCUUGUGAGGAUCCAAAACGAUGGUCUCCUUAAAUGUUUACCACUGAUGAGACUUUUUCUAAGUAAAAAAAUUUUCUUAAGUCUCUGAAGAGCCCCCCUUCAUAUUAUCUUUUUCUAUUCUCCAAAAGGAUUUUGCGUUUGAGGUGUAGUUUUUAAUUCAAUCAGAACUGUUACCAAAAGACAACUGCCAGUUUUAUUAGAACAAAAAAAACCAUAAACCUAUUUUUAUGAUUUAACACUGCGAGAGAUUAUAGACACUGGAAGUUUUUAACAAAUGUAUAUUUAUUAAUGCUCAAAACACUGGACUGACAGCACAAGUGAGAAGAGUCUACAAUAAAUUAAGAUUUCUGGAUUUGUAUUUCUGUUGUGCUGGUCUCCCCCACGUGUCUGUCCCUCAUUUCUAAGGCAGCUCUGGAAGGGGCCACUUGCGGACACUGGUGGCAGGCCUGGUGGAGCACGGUUCUGGAACUUUCUGCUCGUUCUGCUUCAGGCCCAUAGCAGCCUGGAGGGCAGGUCCUGUUUGGGGUUUCCUGAGCAGCUUGAGUGAGUCUGCAGAUUUAUGUCAUUCACCAAAUUUGGGAAGUUUUUAACCAUUAUCUCUCAAGUAUUUUUUCUACCCCCAUCUCCUUGCCCCUCCUGGGACACCACUGACACGAAUGUGAGGCGUCUGAUGUUGCUCCACGGGCCUCUGAGGCUUUCUUCGUCUUCCUCAUCCUCAUCUGUGCUUCAGAGAUUUCAUUCCAGCGCUCGAGCUUCAGGUUUACAGGCGCCUUCCCCUGCCGUCUUCCUGCUGCUACUGAGCCACCCAGUGAAGUUUCGUUUCAAACACUGUAAAUUCAAGUUCUGGAAUUUCCACCUGGCUCCCAGGCGUGCUCCUCCAGAGCCCACGGGCCUCUGUGCUGCUGAGUGGCAGGAGCGGUCGGCGCAGCGGGCGGUCAGUGCGCAGGGCUCAGGCUGGGGCUGUCGCCAGGACACUCGGCAGCUGCCUUGGACUUGCUCUUCUGGAGUGUGUGGGCGGACGGCCCCAGGCGCAGGAUCUUUCCACUGCCCAGGCACUCAUCCCCUUUGUAGAACACAGCAAACUGCAAAACAGGGAGGCUGGGUCAGCUGCAGGCGGUGGACAGGCCUGGUGCUGCUGGCUGGUGGCACUGAAGGGGUUGGAGGCCACACUUUGCAGAGUUCACUCCCAGCUCGGGCCCAGCCCAGCAACUGCCUCUGGAGCUUGGUGCUGCUGCUUGAGGGAGAGGAGAGUCUGCGUGGGAGGGGAGCAGGAACCCCGGGAGAGCAAGCAGCAGGGCUCUGAGCGGGUCUUCCCCAUGGCAGCCCUGGCACUCCCGCCAUGUGAACCCCCUCCAAGCUCAGCUUCCAACCUGCCAACACUGUGUUCUCCAGGGGAUUAGGAGCCACACAUCCUUUCAGGUCUGUCUUUGGCCGCACACACACCUGGGGUGGCAUCACCACUCACAGCCCCAGGCCCACGGCUGCAGCAAGGCACCCCCUCCCAAGUGCUGAGGCACAGCCCCCGCAUUCCCCAGCCCCUGCGGGCCCACCCACUCACCUGGCCCAAGGCAAGUGCCCGCACAGCCGUCACAGCUGUCACCCACACAGUGCCAUCUUGGUUGAGGGUGAGCACACAGGGCACUAAGUGGGAGAGAAGUUGCCUUAGAGGGGGACGCUGGUCCCAGGUCCUCAGGAAAGGGGGAGCACUAAGUAGUGGGCACAGAGACUUUGGCUCUGAGGGGCCCUCCAGCAUCACCUCCUGCUAGGACGGUCAGGGCAGCACCCGAGGGGCUCACGAGCUGCUGGCUAGGCCCACAGGACACACAGGCACUAUGGGGCAGCAGGUAGCACCUGCCGCCCAAUCCAGCCAUGCUGGAACCAUUGUCCCCCAGCACCUCCCAGGCCGCUCCCCAAGGGAGGGGGAGGGAAAAGGAGCACGGAGUACUUCAUGCAAUCUGUGCUGCGCCCCCCUGGGCGGAAGGCAGCCCAGCUCCAAGCACCUGCUCCUGGCUCCCCGGGACAGGGGCCCCCACUCAGUCACCUAGUGCCAUCUGGUGGCGGAACCGGAAGUGGCACUCCAUCAUCUUGUCGCGGACCAGGGUGGCGGGCGGCUCCUCCGCGACCCAGUGCACACGGCUGGUCCGCAGCAGCUCCCUGUACAGUGCAGGGUGGUCCGUCCGGGGGGCCUGCGGGGCGGAGUGUGCAGUUCGAGACCAGAGGCUGAGGCCCCCAACCCCAGAGCCCACCACCCGGUACUAAAGUAAUGACGAACAGAGCAGCAGGCAUUUAUCGUGAAGGGUUACUGCGCCAUCUAAACUUCUCCCCUGUGGAAAUCCAUUUCAUCAUCGCACAAGCCACUGUGUCCCCAUUUUGCAAAAGAGAAGACUCAGGCACAGCAGGUAAAGGAACGUCCAAGGUCACUGUCAGCCUGGGCUGGGGGGAGGUCAGAACUCCUGCCCGCGGCUCCAGCCUCCGCCUGCCCUUCCCUGUUCCCUGCCCUCGCGAGGCCCCUGGAGGAGCAGGACCAAGCAGUGUCAACUCCAGGAUUUCAGGCUCCAGGUGGGCAGUGAGUUUCAUGAGGGGACAAGUAGCAGUCAGUGACCCUUCAGGUUUCUCUCCAGCAAACAAAGAGCACUGAACUGUUAAAUCACUCAAGUCCAUGCUCAGCCCCCAUCAUUUCCAGGCUUUUCACUCCCAUGGCCCUUCACGGGAGGGGGUCUGAGCACGGGCAGGCGAGGUCUGCUCGCCUCCGCCGCAGUGAAGACAAGGUUCCCCGGCACUGGUGACUGCACGAGGCAGCGGCUCGGCUGGCUUUCGAGCGGGUUUCUCCCGAGAGGCUGGGUGACUCUGAGUACAGGGAGAGGGGGAGGGGGCGCUCCAGCUUAGUGGCAUCCCGGGCCCCUACCCACUAGGCAUCAGUAGUACCUCCCCCCAAGAUGAGACAAACAAAAUGUCCCCAGACAAUGCCCCAUGCACCCCAGAGGCCAAACAUGUGCCGAGUGAGGAGCCCUGCUUGGAGUCGGGUGCAGUGCAGUCCAGGGCAGGGGCUCGGGGCCAGGUGGCAGGCGGCCGGGUGGCAUCCUGGCCCUGCCACUGCACUUUCUGUGAUUCCUUACUGAGCUCCUGCCACAAGGCUGGCACUGUCCCAGGCAGUGAAGCUACUUCAUCUCCAGGGUGGGCUUUGGCAAAUUACUUAUUCUGAGUCUCAUUUUUCCCUUUUUAACAUCAGAGAAAGUGUCUCCACUCACAGAGACUGCUGUGACAACUGACAGGGUGACCAGCACACAGGAAGAGUUUAAUAGAUUCCUCAAAACUGAACAACUGAGAGCGAGCCCUCCUGUUACCUGGGGUCAGUCCCCGACGGACACAGAGAUCGGGCGAGGCCGCUUGGCACUGACCGUGACUUGGCAGUGCUCCACAAGCCCCAGGCCCAGAUGCUGUUGGAUCGGCUGAAAACAGACCCCGGUCACCCCACAAUGGGCGAGCGCGCUACUCACCACAAACACGUCACCCUGGGCGCCGUCCUUCUCCACCACAUACCAGGGCUCCUUCAAGCCGCCGAUCUUGGCUCUCUGGCCCAAAGUGUACAGGAACCAGCCUGGGGAGAUGCAGUUUGCAGCAAGGCCUGGAACGCCACCCCACCUGCCGUGUCUCCCUCAGAGACUGCUGUCGGCUACCCUGGGACCCCACCUCACCUGGGGUUCUCCACCCAGAACUGGGCUCUGAACACUUCUCUUAGGCGUCCGGGUUCCCAUUAGCACGAGGGAUGCACCAUGACCAGGAAUGGACCACACACACUGGGAAGAGGAGGUCCCAGAGCAGGGACUGCCUGACCCAUGAGGGGCAGGGGCAGCCGCUUCAGAACGUGGCCUCUGAAUGCCCUGGGGAGGCCCUGGCCUGGCUGCGGUCUUGUGGGUCUAACCCCCAAGGCCCCCCAUGCCCCGGUGUCCAAUGCACUGCCUGCACUGGGGCCGGCGACAUCCGCUUCCUGCAGGUUAUCAGGGCCCAAUUCCUUCCUGACAACGCUCUGCACACCACUGACCCCAAAACAAACUGUCAGGAGACCAGAUGCAACAGCACCUCCCAUCCCCCACUCUCCGGAAUCUGGAACCCCCAUAGCAUAAGGCAGAGACAACCUGAUGGGGAUCUGCACAGUCUGAGCUCAGCACUAAAACUGCAAUCACGGGCAUCCACCACGAGUCAGCCAACCACCACCACAGGGUUGGGGCUGGGAAGACCCCGCAGUUCUGCCCCAAGCCAGGUGUCACCUCCUCUAACUUCUACUUUCCCACUGCCUGGUGCUGUGGGGAGCCCGUGACUUCUAAGCCCUGCCUCCCACCACCACCCCCCAUUGGAAGGGGAAGCUGUCCUGCCCAAACCAAGGUAGAAGAAUUCCAAAGAGCAAUUCCUCCGUGAGACUUGGCAGUAUCUGAAAACCUAGCCCUUAUCCUCCAGCCAGUCCCACAACUCAGGUCUUACAGGGUCAAGACUCUCGGCAAUCACGUCCCCAGGGGCUCUCUUGGGUGCCGUCAGCCCUAACCCCAAGGGCGCGUCCCACUGCACCUGGCCACCUCUCGUGGCAUGUUGUCCACACACCUCUCGUGGCAUGUCCUCCACACCUGUCUGUCUCCACCUGGACUAUGAACUCUUGCCACAGUACAUCUGUCCUCUCUGAAGGUGACACAGUGUGGGCCCACAGGACCAGUGCUCCUGAGCUGGAAACUGUCACACGCGGGGCCCCUUCCGAUCCCACUGCUUCACUAUCUUACCCAUGAAAAGAAGGCUUUCAAGUCAACCUAAAAACCACUUCUGUCAGAGUGGAACUUUUCUGUAAUCUAGUAUUUUCCUUCCUUAGUGAGAAAAUAAUUUAUAAGGACAUAAUUCAGAGUGAAGUUCUUUUGAAACAGAUGGUGAUCAUUUCCAUUAACCCCAAUGUUGAAAUGGAGAUGAAACAGCCUGGUCAGAGCGACCACCCUAUGCAGCGAGACCCCAGUGGACCAGGCAGAUCCCCCGGGACUCACUGGCCGGCUGGGGUAGGGUGGGGGACCGCAUCCUGUCGCAGUUUCCCAGAGUUGAAACACACCCUCCCCUCAAGGAGCUGACGAUGGAAAGCAGCCAGUGGAUGCGCCUCACCUUGAUGCGUCCCCAGAACUUUAUUGUCUUCUACAGAAAUAAAUUUACCAGGCCGCGGCUGUAAAUACUGGAAAACAAAGGGUUCAUCAGUAAGAAGACCUGGGCCCAGAGCUGAAACAAUGGCUCCAUCCUUCUGAUCAAAGAACACUCACCUGAAGAAUGAAAUUUUCAAAAUUCCUUUUACCAACGAAACAGAUCCCCAUGCUCUGCAACGAAAGGAAGGCCGACCAUGAGCGCAACAGUGGACAGGAGGCGUCCCAAGUGCGCAGGCCUCCACCGCAGAGGACCGCAGGCCGGGCCCCAUCCUGCGAGCCCCAAGGGGUGGCCAAGGCUGCCCAGCCCUCACCACCUGCCCUAAACCUCACCCCACUUCCGGGGCAGAGAGCCCCACAAGACACUGGUCACAACCACAAACGGACCUGAAAGGGCUUAAAGCAGGUUAUUUAAGGCUCCAAAACUUGGCUCUUGCCACGUAAGUGACGUCGCAUCACUUACAAGCCCAGCAGGGCCUGGAGUGUGGGCAGAACAUCAGGCCAGCUGCCCCUGGAAAUGAUACUGGGAAUGAAAGUUCACCAAAAAUCAAGCAGCAGAAAGAAAACCAACCCUGGUCAAGCUGGUCAGGCCACUGUCCCUUGAGCAGUGGGGCUGAGGCAGGACCAGAGCAGAACAGGAGAGCAGCCAGGCCAGAUGCCACAGCCUCAGUGGGACGGUCAGAAGAAGAAGAUGCUUUUCCCAAGGUGACCUUUAAAGCACAAGAAGACUGAGCGCAAAGAAGGCCUCUGUCCACUGCCCACCUGUCAUACAGCUUCAUCAUUUAUGCUCUGGUUUGUCUCUCCUGCUGGAGUGUGGGUCCCAUGAGGGUGAAGACCUCCCCACAGAUCUCCAUAACUCCCUCACCCCACUGGAAACAAAUAGGGGAAUGGACAGAGAGGAGCUGGCAGAUGGAUGGACGGGUGGACAGACAGAUGGAUGGAUGUCUUCUUCAGGAACAACCAAUGCUGAUGAAAGGCCCAGCCAUGCCCAUUCCCAAGGAGACAAACAAGAGGUAGUUGCUAGAGCAAAAGCUGCAUCAGCCCUGAGAUGGCCUGAUUAGAAAGCGCACCCCAGUGUCUGCUGAGCUCACUGGCUCACCCAGCGGCACCUCAUCCUCCAUCACUGAGCCCCACCGCACUGGCUUUACCUUAAUUCCCUCAAUAAACCAAGUUCUUUCUUGCCUCGGGCCCCUGUA
Messenger RNA from Choloepus didactylus (southern two-toed sloth), 17348 nucleotides. RefSeq names its product cadherin EGF LAG seven-pass G-type receptor 1 (gene CELSR1). Gene Ontology annotation, biological process: cell surface receptor signaling pathway; homophilic cell-cell adhesion; G protein-coupled receptor signaling pathway. The record is from RefSeq and is a predicted model, not a curated record. The coding region runs from base 476 to 9424 and encodes 2982 amino acids. Gene Ontology annotation, cellular component: plasma membrane. Gene Ontology annotation, molecular function: calcium ion binding; G protein-coupled receptor activity. The transcript has 33 exons. Lineage: Eukaryota; Metazoa; Chordata; Mammalia; Pilosa; Megalonychidae.